AUGGAGGGCGCCGUCCAUGUCAAGUCCGAGCCGUCGGAUGCCAACGAAGUGCUCACAUGCACGCCUCAGCGGACCAAGACUGAGGUCAAGCAAGAGCCGUCUGCCGGCAGUCUGGAAGAUGCUGCUUCUUUCCCCGACCCCGACCCGGUCCAGCCCCUCCACGACCAGCAGCAGCAGCAGCAACAACAACAACAACCCGAUGCCCUCGAGCAGUGGGCCAAGCAGACGUCGCCCAAGAUUCUCGAGCAUGGAGUUCACCUGGGCAUGGACGUCCUCGAGACCAUCAAGUUUCCUCUGACUGCUGCUGCAUCCAUUCCCGGCACCCAGGCUUCUACAUGGCUCGAUGCCAUCACCCAACUCGAAUCUCGUGCUCAGCCUUUCAAAACUAUCGUCGGCGUCGUCGGCAACACCGGCGCCGGGAAGAGCUCCGUCAUCAAUGCACUGCUUGACGAGGAGAGGCUGCUUCCGACAAAUUGUCUCCGAGCUUGCACUGCUUCUCCGACCGAGAUCUCGUACAACCGCAGUGACGACCCGGACGAGCUCUACCGAGCCGACAUUGAGUUCAUCGCCGCCGAGGACUGGAUCAAGGAGCUGAAAACCCUCUUCACAGACUUGUUCGACGACAAUGGCAAUGUGUCUCGUGAAUGCAAUAACCCUGACACAGAGGCGGGCAUCGCCUAUGCCAAGAUUAAGUCCGUCUACCCCUCCAAGUCGAAUCAGAUGAUCGCUGAGAGCAGCCCCGAGAGACUCGCCUUCGAGCCCGCCGUCAGAGGCGUCCUGGGCAGUGUCAAGAAGCUGAGGUCAUCCACAGCCAAGGAGCUUUACCACGGCAUGCAACGCUAUGUCGACAGCAAGGAGAAGGACCAUCAUCUCAAAAAGAACGUCGCCAUGGAGUACUGGCCCUUGAUCAAGGUUGUCCGUAUCUACACCAAGGCGGAUGCCUUGUCCACUGGCGCUGUCAUUGUCGACUUGCCCGGUGUUCAGGAUUCCAACGCUGCUCGAGCAGCUGUUGCCCAGCAGUACAUGAAGGCAUGCACUGGUCUUUGGAUUGUCGCCCCUAUCAACCGUGCAGUUGAUGACAAGACCGCCAAGUCCCUUCUUGGAGAUUCAUUCAAGCGUCAGCUCAAGUAUGAUGGUAUCUACUCGGCCGUGACCUUUAUCUGCUCCAAGACGGACGAUAUCUCGGUGACUGAGGCCGCCGAGAGUCUCAACAUGGAGUCUGACGUAUCCGAGUCUUGGGCCAAGAUCGACGAUCUACGUCGCCAGAUCAGCGCUCUCAAGAGACAACUCACAAGCGGCAGGGAAGAGAAGGCGGACUUGGUCGAUCGGCUUGACCAGCUCGACGGCAAAUGGGAAAUCUGGGAUGAGCUUUCGCAGAAGCAUACCGACGGCAAGACCGUCUACCCUCCUUCAAAGAAUGCAAAGAAGCGAAAGAGAGGAGCCACCUCUGCCAAGAGCCGCAAGAACCGUGUUUCGUCUGAUUUUGACGACAGCGACUCCGACUCGGCCUUUGAAUCCGCUAGUGAUAAGGAGAACCAGCCUGAAGAUGAGGACCGAGAGCCUUUGUCGGGGGAUCAGAUCCGGGAAGUGCUGGCUGAUCUUAAAGCCGAGAGAAAGGAAAUUCGGCAGAUGAGGAAAGAACUCGACGCCAAGCUGUCGGGGAUCCGAGAUGACUUGAAGCCCCUUCAGCACGAGGAGGGUCGCCUGCUUGGGGCUGUCAAGGCCGUCUGCAUCCAGGGAAGAAAUGGCUACUCGAAGGGCGCCAUUCAACGAGACUUUGCAAUGGGGAUCAAGGAGUUGGACCAGGAGACUGCGAUGGACGAGGACGAGGAUGCCUUUGAUCCUGAAGAGGAGAUCAGAGACUAUGACGAGGUCGCACGCAACCUGCCCGUGUUCUGUGUUAGCAGCCGUGCUUACCAGAAGAUGAGAGGGCGGCUGCAAAAGGACGACUUCAACAAUGACGGAUUCCGGAACGUCGACGAGACUGAAGUCCCCCAGCUUCAGCGGCAUGCGAAGAAGCUCACCGAAGCUGGCCGUGCCGCCACCAGCCGUCAAUUCCUCAAUGGCCUCAGCCAACUUCUCAACUCCAUGAAGAUGUGGGCUUCUAAUGGAGAGCCUCAGUCUCAUAUGAGCCACAGCGACAAGAAGAACGAGGAGACCCAUCUUCAAGGGGAGUUGUCAAUUCUGGAGAGGACCCUUGCCAAGGCUGUUGACGACUGUCUUGCCUCGAUGAAGACGGUCCUUUCCGAGUGUAUCUACGAUCACUUUUGGUCUGCAAUUUCCGCUGCCGACAAUGCAGCUGUCCCCACCGCCAGUUCGUGGGGCGCACAUCGCAGUGCAGGCGGCAUGCUUUGGGCGACCUACAAAGCGACGUGCCGUCGUUCUGGCGUGUAUUCUGGUGCCUCUGGCCCUCGAGACUUCAAUGCCGAGCUGUUGGAGCCUAUCAGCAAGCAGCUAGCCAACGGUUGGGAGAGGGCCUUUCUCCGUCGUCUUCCCCAAGUGCUCGAGAAUUUCGCUGUGGUCGCCCGGCUGCCGCUGGAGAACUUCCACCGUCGUAUUGUUGAGUACUUCGAGCAACGUGGUACCGGUACAAACCACGCCGGCAUUAGCAUGCUCAGCCAGCAACUCCGGACGCACGUAACACGGCUCAAAGAGAUCCCGGGCACGCUCCGCACCGUCAUCCAGGAUCUGCAGCGGGAGGCCAGCAGAGGGUUCCAACCUGUGGUCACAAGGGACAUGGAGCCGGGAUAUGACGCGUGCCCUGGCUCCUACGCGCGCAUGAAAGCCCAUAUGAUCAACCACGUUGAGACUCAACGCCACGGGAUGUUUGUACGCUCCACCGAGAGCGUCAAGACGGAGCUCCAGGCGCUCUGUGAGCGAGUCGAGCAGGAAAUGAGGGCGCAGGUCCUCGACAUCUACAACCUGCUCGCCCGCGACUACUUGGCCGUCCUCGUGGGCGUCGAGUCUAGUACUGUCCAGGCGCCCGGCCCGCGCAGCCCCGAGCGCCUCCUCCGGGCCGAGAUGCUCCCGAUCCUGCGUGACGCAGCGCGGUGGUUCAUCGAUACCUCGGGCGGCGAUGAUGAUGGCCCUUUCAAAGAUGAGUCCCCCGGCCGAGCGCCGAGCCCUUGCGCCGGCGAUGACGAUGACUUGGACAACCUUGCGGCGACGCAACUCCACGAGGAGUCCGAGGUAUGGGCUCGCGGCCGAGACGGCGUAGGCAUCAAGAGUGAGCCGGCCGUGUCGUAA
This is a messenger RNA of Diaporthe citri, 3246 nucleotides long. RefSeq lists its product as uncharacterized. The transcript has 4 exons. The coding region runs from base 1 to 3246 and encodes 1081 amino acids. Lineage: Eukaryota; Fungi; Ascomycota; Sordariomycetes; Diaporthales; Diaporthaceae. The record is from RefSeq and is a predicted model, not a curated record.